Drosophila hydei is the source of this 2978-nucleotide messenger RNA. RefSeq lists its product as uncharacterized. Bases 1 to 2763 code for a protein of 920 amino acids. Gene Ontology annotation, molecular function: protein-cysteine S-palmitoyltransferase activity. Gene Ontology annotation, biological process: protein targeting to membrane; peptidyl-L-cysteine S-palmitoylation. Gene Ontology annotation, cellular component: endoplasmic reticulum; Golgi apparatus. The record is from RefSeq and is a predicted model, not a curated record. The transcript is spliced from 2 exons. Lineage: Eukaryota; Metazoa; Arthropoda; Insecta; Diptera; Drosophilidae.
AUGAAAACAGACAACCAUAUAAGCACCACCCCCUUAGCAGCAACAGCAUCCGGAGUUGCUGCAAAUCCUGCACCCUCAACAAACUCCGUCCUCUGUCAACUGAUUAGCUAUCAAAAUAACAUAGCUGAUGUACAGCAUAGACGUGGUCGACGCUUACAUGGACUCCAGCUGCCACUGCAUCCACUGCAGCUGUUCGGUUGGCUCGUGUUACUGUUAUUUGGCUUGGCCAGCUAUUGGAUAUUGAUACCCGCCUUUCAUGCGCCCAUUCAGGGGCCGCUCUAUGGCCUGAUCUCUGGUCUAUAUGUGGUGCAUAUUGUGGCACACUUGACAGCAUUGUUGACUGAUCCCGCCGAUAAGGAGCUGCGCCGUGUGCAUCGCAACGAUCGCAUUGUGCCCGAAUUUGAUCGCAGCAAACACGGUCAUGUGAUCGAGAACGGACGCUGUCAUCUGUGUAACAUAAGAACAACAACGCCACGAACCAAACACUGUUCGGUGUGCAACAAGUGUGUGGGUAAAUUUGAUCAUCAUUGCAAGUGGUUGAAUCAUUGCAUCGGCUCGCGGAACUAUGUCGCCUUUCUAAUGUGUGUCGUCAGUGCUGUGGUGGCCACACUGGUCAUUGUGGCCGCUGUUGUGGGGCAGAUAGUGCUCUACUAUGUGCAGCCGGAUUGGUUGAGCUUCUAUUGGUGCAGCAAUCAACUCGAAUUGCCAUCGGAGUCAACUGACUAUAUCAAUUUAACGUUGACCUUGAGCAACGGCACCAUGAUGCUCAUGGAGCAGGAUCAGCAACUGGCGCAGGAGACGGAUCUAAAUAAUCUGACAGUCUCUACGCUGCCCACGAUGCUGGAAAACUUUACAGCUCUGCUGGAGCAGAGCACGUUGCAGCCGCAGCUGCAGCCUCAGCCUCAGCCUCAGCUGAACCACACAGUCACUCCUCUAGUCGCCGGCAUCGGCGUCCACGAGACGAUCUAUUUGCUGCUGCUGGGCGUGCUCGGCCUGCUGGCAGCAAUCAGUGCUGGCUUGCUAUUGCAUCUCUGCUUCUUUCACAUUUACAUCUCGUUCUUGGGCCUGACGACGUAUGAGUACAUACGGAACCAUCGGCAGGCGCAGGAGGCGAAGGCUAAGCAGCUGCUCGAGCAGGGCAAAAACGGUGUACACUUCAAUCCCAAUCUGCCCACACUGCACCAGCAUCAUCAUCAUCAGCAGCAACACCAGCAUCCGUCCAAGCUCUAUUGCUGCUCCAGUGUGCCGCAUCCCAAUCAGCAGCACGAGCAGCUGACCACUGGCGCUGCCUUGCACUGCUGCGCCAGUUCUCGGGAGUUCCAUCAGGCCAGUCAGUCCAUCUAUUUGUGCUCCUUGCUCCAGGAGCGACGCAGCGAGCGUCUGCAGCUGGAUCUGGAUGCAGAGGCAGCUCCGCUGCGUUCCUUUCACUGCUGUUCCAGCUAUGCAGCUGCCUCGAUGCAGCGCCGAGUGAGCGCCGCAGCCAGUGCCAAGGCAGCGCUGGAGCCGCGACAGCGUCCGCUGAGAUCAGGAGCCGGAGCAGCGGCAUCGUAUCUUCAAUAUACAGAGCAAUGCACCUUGUGCACCUUUCAGCUGCGCAGUCCGUUGCGCGGCAGCCAGAGCAACAGCAACAGCGCCGGGCGCAGCAGCAGCAGCACUCGCACUUUGGCCAGCCAAACGGCCACGCCCACGUCGAGUGCCUCGGCAGCUGGGAAUAUAUCGAAGCAUCAGCGUUGGCGGCGAAAAUGGAAUUGCUGUGCCAGUGUCCCAGACAGUCCAGAUGUGCCCAACGACCUCUUGGCCGCACUCUCGGCCAGCAAAAUCAAUGCCAGCGAGCUGCCGGUGCAGUUCAUCAGAAGUCUGAACGGUGGCCUGGAAAUGCCGCACGGCACUGGUGGCGGCGUACUACCAACUGCCACGCCCACUGAGCUGCCCACACUGAAGACGACGCGCAGCUCACGACUGCGUCACAUGCUGCGUCUGCUCGGACGCUAUAGACGUGCACGCUGCCAACGUGGCCAUGGCCAUGGCGUGGGUGUUGCCGAGCAGCAGGUGGCCACCAUCAAGCAGAAUCAAAUACGUCCGCUACAAUUGCAACCGGACCGUGGCUACGACAGUGCAACGAGCAUGACGCAAGCGACGCCGCCGCCGCCCAUCAGCUCGCCCAGUCACAGCGGCAGCAGCAGCAGCGACCUAAGCAGCAACAGCAAUGGCAAUGGCAAUGUGAACGGCAACGGCAACGGCAACAAGGAGCUGAUGCUGUUGCCCACCAGCGUCAUCCGAGAUGAUACUGUAACCACCAGCUAUACAUUGACGCUGCCGCCUGCCCUGCCGCCGCCCACGCGUCGCAAAAUGCCGAAUCCAAGCGAAUUGGCUGAGCUGGCCGAGACCUUGGGCUUUGUCUCCAGUGGACUGCAUGGAGCAACCUGCUCCAAUAGUCGCCAAUUGCCAAGUCUGGGCAACGUUUACAGGCGACAGCGUAGAAAGCAUUUUCUACGCACUCGAUCGCCCACUUUGUCGCCCAUACAUGAGUCCGGCUUAUCCAAUCCAACGUCGCCGCAACCUUUGCGUCACGGCUUGGCCAACUCGAACUCCAACUCGAACUCGAACUCGAACUCCACUGCCAAUGCCAAGAGCUCGCCGGAUGUGGCGCGUUCCUCAGCGACGCUUGUCCAGAAUCUGUGUGGUCUAGCGGGCGAGGCUUUGAGAAAAACUGCAUCCAACAGCUCGCUGCAGAGCAUCAGCUCCAAUUCAAGCAGCACCUAGAGAGGAGCGGAGAGCGGGAGGGAGAGUGUGGAAGAGUUCCUUGCAUUGGUUUCUGCCUAGUCCAUAGGUUAGUCAUAGACGCCGCUUUCCAUCCAAUUCCAAAAGAAAAGUCAAAACCCAAUUUUAGUUUAAUUUAGUUAAACUUGAUUUUUAUCGUAAGCUUUAGGAUUUUGUUCAGAACGGAGGCUUUAUACAAAUUUUACUUGUAACUUGUA